Messenger RNA from Quercus lobata, 1456 nucleotides. RefSeq names its product stomatin-like protein 2, mitochondrial. The transcript has a single exon. The record is from RefSeq and is a predicted model, not a curated record. Gene Ontology annotation, biological process: mitochondrion organization. Bases 50 to 1186 code for a protein of 378 amino acids. Lineage: Eukaryota; Viridiplantae; Streptophyta; Magnoliopsida; Fagales; Fagaceae. Gene Ontology annotation, cellular component: membrane; mitochondrion.
CCAGAGCAGUUCAAAUUUCACACCAGAGAAGAAGAAGAAGAGGCCAAAAAUGUUGAAAUCCAGUAACCUUCACAGCCUGAAAUCUUUGAAACACCAUGUAGACAUGGCCUCAAGUUUCAGGGCGCUUACAACCUCGUCUUCCUUGCUUCUCAAGCAACCCUAUCUCCUCGGCACUCAGUCCACCGCUCAAUCUCCUCUCCUCCCAACUCCAUACCAAUCCUCAGUCCGUACUUUUUUUAGUUCCAGAGACCCAAGACGUGCUCACCAGAUUAAGCCUCCCAGGAACAAGAUUAUCCAAAUCGUCCCUGAGAAGAGAGCUUAUCUAAUUGAAAGGUUUGGAAAGUUUCAGAGGAUUCUUAAGCCUGGAAUCAACUUUCUCGUUCCUUUCAUUGAUAAGAUUGCAUACGCACACUCCUUGAAAGAAGAGGCUAUUCCCAUUGGUGACCAAUCUGCUAUUACCAAAGACAAUGUUACUAUCAGCAUUGAUGGGGUGCUUUAUGUGAAAGUUGUCGAUCCAGAGCGAGCUUCUUAUGGUGUUGAACAUCCUAUUUAUGCUAUCACUCAGAUUGCGCAGACAACAAUGCGUAGUGAGCUUGGGAAAAUGACACUUGACAGGACUUUUGCUGAAAGAGAUGCAUUGAAUGAGAAGAUUGUGGAUGCUAUCAAUGAGGCUGCUACGAGCUGGGGCUUACAGUGUCUUCGGUAUGAAAUCAGAGACAUAUCGCCACCUAAAGGGGUGAGAAGAGUGAUGGAGAUGCAAGCUGAGGCGGAACGCAAGAAGAGGGCUCUAGUGCUUGACUCGGAAGGUGAGAGGCAAUCCAACAUUAACAUCGCUGAAGGGCAGAAGAACUCAGUGAUUUUGGAAUCGGAGGCUGCAAAGAUGAAUCAGAUAAAUAGAGCACAUGGCGAGGCAGAGGCAAUUCUUGCCAGAGCCAAAGCCACGGCACAGGGAAUUGAGGUGGUGUCAAAGGCUAUUCAGGAAAGUGGUGGUUUAGAGGCUGUGAGUUUGAGAAUUGCUGAGCAGUAUAUUGAUGCAUUUAGCAAGAUUGCUAAGGAAAGCACCACAGUGCUCCUACCUAGCAAUGUCUCUGAACCAUCUAGCAUGAUGGCUCAAGCUCUCACCAUGUACAAGAACAUGAUUGGGAAUGUUCCCAGUAAUGGGCAGAACACGUGGGGGAAUGAUUAAAGUGAUGGCGAGAUUUCGAACUCCACAGAAAGUAGCAAAGAAUAGUCCUGCUGGUCAUUUUUAUCUGCAUUUGGUAAUUCAACUUAGUUUAGUCCUGAAUUCUGUUAGAUUCAUGGAAUGUUAAACUCAACUGAAAUAGGGUGCUAGUUUCUCAUGCUUAAUUUGGUUGUCAGUGUCUUUUGGUCAAUUAGGAUUUUUUUUUUCCUGAAGUGAUCAUAUAGGAUGGAAAUAUGGGGGGUUUUGUGAACACCGUUUUUACUGUUCAAGGUA